GGCGGCCUCGCUCCGCGCCGCCCGCUCCUCCCGCAGCCGCCGCCGCCCCGGCUGCCGCUCCUCCCCCGGCCCCGCCUCCCUGGCCCCCGCGCCGCCCGCCUGUCCGCCGGUCUCUGCAAGGCCGUCGGUCCGUCCGCCCGCCCUCCCGGCGCUCCUCCGCCCUGGCCCCGCUAUCUCGGCCGCGCACGUCGCUUCCUCGGUCCCGGCCACCGCUAGCUGGUUCCCCGCCCCCGGGCCGGCCGCCGCCGCCGCUACUCGAGGCCGGGGAUUGGCAGGGCGCGUAGGCCGCGCCGCCGCCGCUGGAGCCGGAAUAAAGGGGCAGCCGAGAGACCAGCCGGACGCCACUCGCCCCGCGCCUGACCCCGCGGGCGGCCUGGAGCAGAACCAAUCAUCGGGGAAGGGCAGAGCCUUUCUGGCAUUGCUGGCAUCCUGCCUCGAAGAGCCCCCUGUCCUGCAGGCAGAGCCUUGUAAUCUAUCUUGGUUAAUGACUUGGGCGGUCUGACCAGUCCCUCUUCCGUGCCUUGUCUGAGGUUUUUGUCCAUACCUGAUCCUAGGCAGCUUCUGUCUGGGUUGGAACACCUUAAGUGGGAAACUGAAGCCAUUACUCUCCAAACCCUGUUUCAUCCUCCCAAGCAUGUCAGAAAGCUGGCAGCAGCCACCACAGACGCAGCCACAGCAGCCUCAGCCACCACAGCCUCAGCACCAUGCAGAACCGCCGCCGGCCCUGGCUGAGCACGCGCUGCCCCCAGGCUCAGCUGAGAACCCCCUGGGCUGUGCUGUCUAUGGCAUCCUCCUGCAGCCCGACCCGGGCCUCCAGCCCCCGCAGCACGCGCCCCUGCAGGCAGCUGGUGAGCCCGGCCCCAAGUGCGGUGUGUGCGGUCACGACCUGGCACACCUGUCCAGCCCGCAUGAGCACCAGUGCCUGGCGGGCCACGACCGCUCGUUUCAGUGCACGCAGUGCCUCAAGAUUUUCCAUCAGGCUACCGACCUGCUGGAACAUCAGUGCGUGCAGGCCGAACAGAAGCCUUUUGUCUGUGGCGUCUGCAAGAUGGGCUUCUCGCUGCUCACCUCGCUGGCACAGCACCACAGCGCACACAGCGGCACCGGUGGCCUUGUGAAAUGUUCCAUCUGCGAGAAGACCUACAAGCCCGCCGAGGCCGCUGAGCCCGCAGCCACUGCUGCGUCCGCGCUGCCCCCAGCAGCCGCGCCGCCCACCGUGGCUCCCGCCGAACAGGCCGACAAGCCCUACAGCUGCUCCAUCUGCCAGAAGCCCUUCAAGCACCUGUCGGAGCUGUCGCGGCACGAGCGAAUCCACACGGGCGAGAAGCCGUACAAGUGCACGCUGUGCGACAAGAGCUUCAGCCAGUCGUCCCACCUGGUGCACCACAAGCGCACGCACAGCUCCGAGCGGCCCUACAAGUGCGCGGUGUGCGAGAAGACCUUCAAGCACCGCUCCCACCUGGUGCGCCACAUGUACGCGCACUCCGGCGAGCACCACCUGUUCCGCUGCAACGUGUGUGAGCUGCACUUCAAGGAGUCCUCCGAGCUGCUGCAGCACCCGUGCACGCCGAGCGGGGAGCGGCCCUUCCGCUGUGGCGAGUGCCAGAAGGCCUUCAAGCGGCCGUCGGACCUGCGGCAGCACGAGCGCACGCACAGCGCGGAGCGUCCCUUCAAGUGCGAUCUGUGCCCGAUGGGCUUCAAGCAGCAGUACGCGCUCAUGCGGCACCGGCGCACACACAAGACCGAGGAGCCCUUCAAGUGCGGCCUGUGCGAGAAGGGCUUCGGGCAGCCCAGCCACCUGCUCUACCACCAGCACGUGCACACCCUCGAGACCCUCUUCAAGUGCCCCGUGUGCCAGAAGGGCUUCGACCAGUCGGCCGAGCUGCUGCGGCACAAGUGCCUGCCGGGCGCGGCCGAGCGGCCCUUCAAGUGCCCCGUGUGCAACAAGGCUUAUAAGCGGGCGUCGGCCCUGCAGAAGCACCAGCUGGCCCACUGCUCGGCAGCCGAGAAGCCUCUGCGCUGCACUCUGUGCGAGCGCCGCUUCUUCUCAUCCUCGGAGUUCGUGCAGCACCGCUGCGACCCAGCCCGCGAGAAGCCACUCAAGUGCCCGGACUGCGAGAAGCGCUUCAAGUACGCGUCAGACCUGCAGCGGCACCGGCGGGUGCACACGGGAGAGAAGCCCUACAAGUGCCCCAAUUGUGAUAAGGCCUUCAAGCAGCGGGAGCAUCUCAACAAGCACCAGGGUGUGCACGCCCGCGAGCAGCAGUUCAAGUGUGUGUGGUGCGGCGAGCGCUUCCUGGACGUGGCCCUACUGCAGGAGCACAGCGCUCAGCACAGCGCGGCGGCUGCGGCUGCGGAGGGCGCCUACCAGGUAGCCGCCUGCCUGCCCUGAGUGCGCGCCUUGGCCCCCAUCCUGUCCCCGCCCAGACUCCUCGCAUUGAGCCCUCUACCUGGCCCGUGGUCUGAGGCCCUGGGCCUUGAGUGACCCUGAGGACAGAUGGCACUGGGCAGCCAGGGGGUGGGGGUGGGGGAGUGGGGACCUGGAAGUGGGGGAGCCAGAUUGCUGGGGCUGGUCCUGAUCCCACAAACCUCUUUCCCAUUACAAGAUUCCUUUUCUUGAGAGCCAUCGGCUUCUCUUGUCUCUGGCGGCCUGGAACCAGGCUGGAAAUCAAGUGGCCUGUCUCUACCCUGCGGAGGGAUUGGUGCCAGCCCAACCUUCCCAAACUUUUCAGCCUAAUUAGAAACCAGAUAGUUUCUAGGAAGGAGGAUGGCCAUCGUAGGGCCUGGGAGAAGGGCCAGACCCCAUAGGUGGGUUGGAUGUAGGGCAUCCUCCUUCAAGUUGCUGUUUGAGGGAGAAGGCCAGCUUUGUGAUAUGGUCCUGGGGACCAGGAGGUGAGCCACAGGCCUGUCGGUCUGCUCCAGCUAGGGGUGAUGUGCCCUUCUGGUUUCUGAUCGUGAGACAUAACAGGAGGGCUGCACGUCUGUGAGCUGGGUAUGCCUGGAGAGAACUGGCCCAGCCCAAAGGGAGGAGGCAGAGAAGUUCUCCUGUGACACAUUCAGCCAGGGACAGUGCCAUCCACAGGGAAAGGAGGAAAGGCAGCUUUUGUGCUGAGGGCUAAUCCUGCUGUUCGAGAAGUGCCCCUUCCUACCUUUGCAGCAUAGUUCCAAGCUCUGGGGAAUGUGUUCUCGGCCAGACAGGACCGCUGAUGUGAAAGAAGGGGAUCGUUAGACCACCUUGGUGCCUGGGAGGAAGCAGGGCCAAGUGCAUGAUCUUACCAGUGGAUGCAGACAACUGUCCUCCCCCUUGAAGGUGUGAACCAAAGUGUCAAGGGCAUGGCCCCAAUCAGCUUGCCUUUGCUCUGCUUCUGGGCCAAGACCAGGCCUGGGCACCGAGGGUGGGGGAGGUGAAAGGACUCUGAUCCCACAGUGCUCUCCCAGCCUGUGGGCACCCUCCCCAUCAGUCUGGCUGUUGGCCUGGACCCCAGGGGUCUUGCACUGCCAAGAUGCCCUGGACAACAUCCAGUGACUUCCAAGGCCAGAGCAUUCCCUCCUGGGGUCCCUCUAGGUCUCUGGCUGACCACCAGGGCUCAUGGAGUCAAGGGUGUCUGGGGCAAUAGGGAGCAGGCUGGGGAAGAGGGUUAAGGGAACCAGUAGGUGGCUGGAGUUGACUGAGAUCACUGGCCAGCGAUCUCCUCCCCUCCUUGGGAAGCCCAGAGGACUUUUAUUAUCAAAAUGAUUCUUUUGAACCCGGCUGUGCCCCUGUGCUCUACCAGCCUUCCUCCUUGGGUGUGGGUCUUGAAAGACUUUAAUCAGUGCUUGCGCCAAGGGCCCAGAGGAGCAGAGAGGCCCCCUUGUCUCACUGUCACCUUGAGAAGGCUGAAGAGCCCACAUCUGCCUCUUCUAUGAGACUGGGCUCCCUUCCUGUGCCUGCGGAGAGGGGCUGGUCCUUCCCCUCGGUGCUGGCUCUCCGUCACAAUGCCUCAAAAGACAUGGAACCCAGGCCGACCAUAGGCCCAACUGCUCAUUUUCCCCCCUUUCCUUUUGCUUUCUAAAAGCAGUUGUUAUACUGUUCAUAACAUUGUAUAGUUUAAUUUCAUGUCAUUUUGGAUCUUCUAUUAAAAUGUGAAAAUUUGGAUUUUUAAAAAGAAUGACUCCAUUUUAGAUAGCCCCUUUUGAUGUUAAUAUAUAGUGAGUCCAAUGUAUGCUUUAGAAGUAAAGACAUUGACCAUCACAGACCAAA
Molecule: messenger RNA, 4240 nt
Organism: Neofelis nebulosa (Clouded leopard)
Lineage: Eukaryota; Metazoa; Chordata; Mammalia; Carnivora; Felidae
Gene: ZNF319
Product: zinc finger protein 319
Exons: 2
Coding region: 635-2392 (585 amino acids)
Biological process (GO): regulation of DNA-templated transcription
Molecular function (GO): DNA-binding transcription factor activity, RNA polymerase II-specific; RNA polymerase II cis-regulatory region sequence-specific DNA binding
Source: RefSeq, a predicted model, not a curated record